AAAGCGCUCAUUUUUGCUUGUAAAUAACUAAAUAUGAGCUCAAUAGUGGCGUAUUGUGUGGACUGUGAUGUGGGGGUUUAUUGCGUUUGUGGGCUUUGUUUAGCGAAAUCUAUGGCUUUUGGGUAUUUUUUUUUUAAAUGAAGGCAUACGUAUAUAAGGGAAUACUUGAUUUAUAAGUAUAUGAGUGAAAACACUGUGUUUUGGGCACAAUCGAGAUGAUUUCGUGUGGCGAAAUUGUGUCCGGAUGAAGUUCGUGGUCGCUCUUCAAUUAUUCAUGUCGCUUCAACCGCGACCAAAUACCGCUUUGUUUGGACUGGAUUUAUAACUUAAUUCUUAAAACAUGUUAACUCUUUAUAUCGUUAAAUGCAUUUUCUUUGGCAACCAAUGGCCAGCAAUGAAAUUUAGCCCUAAAAAUCAGUACUAAAAUUUUCACACGCUUCGCGAAAUGGGCACUUAUUUUUUACCGCGUACAAGCCGAACUCUUUUAAAAGGCCAUUUAGGUCAAAUUCCAAGGCGAUUUUUCAUGACAAGGCGAUUUGAAAUUGGACUGUCUUGAUUUGCUUCUUCAAAAUGGAUGCCAGAGCGUUGACUACGAAACAAAUAUCAGAAUUGAUGAAUAGGCGACUUCCCUCAGAAAUGUCCAGCUCGAGAGAGUCAAAAUCAGAGUUUAUCGUCGGUAGCAAAUAUCGCUUGGUAAGGAAGAUUGGUAGCGGUUCCUUUGGGGACAUUUAUUUGGCAACAAAUAUAACGAACACAGAGGAAGUUGCGGUGAAGUUGGAGUCGUCUAAGGCUCGUCAUCCACAACUACUUUAUGAAUCAAAGUUGUACAAGAUCCUUCAAGGUGGCGUGGGAAUCCCACACAUCAGGUGGUAUGGACAAGAAAAAGACUACAAUAUUCUAGUCAUGGACUUAUUAGGACCGAGUUUGGAAGAUUUGUUUAAUUUUUGCUCGCGCAGAUUCACCAUGAAAACUGUUUUGAUGCUUGCAGAUCAGAUGAUUGGUAGAAUAGAAUACGUGCACAACAAGAACUUCAUUCACAGGGACAUUAAGCCGGAUAAUUUUCUAAUGGGAAUCGGGAAGCAUUGUAAUAAAUUGUUUUUAAUUGAUUUUGGUUUGGCCAAAAAAUAUCGAGAUAGUAGAACCAAGCAACACAUUGUAUAUAGAGAGGACAAGAAUUUGACUGGCACCGCAAGAUAUGCAAGUAUCAACGCCCAUCUAGGGAUUGAACAAUCAAGACGGGAUGAUAUGGAAUCACUGGGCUAUGUCUUGAUGUACUUCAACAGAACGAGCUUACCCUGGCAAGGACUAAAGGCUGCGACAAAGAAACAGAAAUACGAAAAAAUUAGUGAAAAGAAGAUGUCAACUCCUGUAGAGGUCCUUUGUAAAGGUUUUCCUGCCGAAUUUGCAAUGUACUUGAAUUACUGCCGUGGUCUGCGGUUUGAAGAGGCACCAGACUACAUGUACCUUAGGCAACUAUUUCGAAUUCUGUUCCGCACAUUGAACCAUCAAUACGACUACGUGUUUGAUUGGACGUUGCUGAAACAGAAAGCAGCACAACAGGCCUCGAGUUCCAGCACCGCGGCAGCCACGACGGGCACUGGUGCCAAGAGGCAUGAACGAGAGCCGAAGACGAGAGGUCGCUAGAUUGUGGUCGACGGUUGACAAGUUUCUAUGUUUUCACGAAAUAAAAUCGCCCGCCAUAUCGUCGCUCUACGAAUUUGAUGAAUUCCUGAAAUGUUUCUUUUUGUGGCCAACAACACAGAAAACCCAGAAAUACUCUUGUAGCAGUUCUUUUUUGAAUCACAACAAGUUUUGGUUUGCACGGGCCAUCACUACGGUUGGAUUGUUUUUAAUCAGUAACCUGGACUUCACAUUAUAUAUCUAUACUGUUCAUACGUCGUAAUAUAAAGUAGUAGCCAUUAAUCUACACGUAGAUAUACAUUUUAUAUUUUAAGUACGGAACACACCGUGGGAGGGAGGGGUCAUGCAUGUUUUGUUCUCGUCCAUUUUGCACCAAGUUCUGGUUGGUUAGCGCACCUCACGUUACCCCGCGUCUCUAGCUCCUCAACACAAUCCCCCGCCCUGCCAAUACCGCGCAGUUAUUAGAGAAUGUUCAAAACCUGAUUUCAGUGCAUGUUAUUUCAAGUUGUUUACGAAGAGUCUUCGUGUGUGUGUACAUCUUUGUUAACAUACACUGAGAUCCAAUUUAGCUAGAGAUUCGCUCAAUACAUGAAGAACAACACUGUAGUUCUGAAUCGUAGCUUUAGAGUUAUAUCGAUUCAAAACUACACUGUCUACCGUUUAACGUUUCCCCUGAACUGCAUUGAAUAAGUUCCGUCCAACUAAUAAUUUAAUCAAUAUAACGAUAGUAAAGAUUCGAAAUAUAUGCACUCAUCUUUUCUUAACCCUGGUGGUGUGGAAUGCGAUUUGAACAAGUGCAUAUACAAGAGUAUUUACUAGACAAUUGCUCGCGGUAUUUUGCUUUGAGACUUAGGUGGAUGGUAGUUAAAAAUAUUACCGUUGUGACAAGGUGUUUACGCCUUUUAUGCAGAUGAUAGAAGUGUCAAAAUGUUCCCAAACCAUAGUUGUAAAAAUUCUGUAUAUUUUGUUUCUUAAUGUUGAGCCUUCGGUUUGAUUCGGGCCUGCAUUGUUUGGUGAUGAUCACCUGCAAAUUCUGUACGUAAUAUGUCAAAACUCUCCGUUCCUUGUACCAUAGAGAUUAAAUAUACUAAAUAGGACAAUACAUAUUGGUUGUAAACUA
Messenger RNA from Dendronephthya gigantea, 2761 nucleotides. Its product is annotated as casein kinase I. The coding region runs from base 571 to 1644 and encodes 357 amino acids. The record is from RefSeq and is a predicted model, not a curated record. Lineage: Eukaryota; Metazoa; Cnidaria; Anthozoa; Malacalcyonacea; Nephtheidae. Gene Ontology annotation, molecular function: ATP binding; protein serine/threonine kinase activity. Gene Ontology annotation, cellular component: cytoplasm; nucleus. Gene Ontology annotation, biological process: peptidyl-serine phosphorylation; negative regulation of canonical Wnt signaling pathway; signal transduction. The transcript is spliced from 10 exons.